CAACUACUAAUCUAAGGAAUUCAAUUGUGAUAAUGAUUAAAAUUGGCGACGUGGAAUAUAAAAAAAUCUUUAUUUCUUUCAAUUUCAUUGACAAUAUUCCAACCGAUGUUGAGAUCGAGCUAUAUCCUUUACUGGGGUUCAAAGGAGAGGAUAUUGACAUUACAUUGUCAGAUACUAAUAUUGUAAAGAUAAUGGGAAUUAAUCGAACGAACCUUACGUACUUUGUUUUCGAAAAAGAAAUUAAUUGCAUAAAUAAUAAUGUUAAAGUUGCGGUUAAAGAAAAGAUAUUUGAUGAGAAAAAAGGUGAGCUUUAUGUAAAGCUAUCAAAACAAGAAUUGCCCAGUAUUAAGAAUCCAUCGACAACCAUGUUGCUUGAUGAAGUACGAGACCAGCAAAACACAUCAUCAAGCAGAAAAAUAAAUGACGAAAGUGGUCCAAAGAAGCGGAUAAUGUUCAAGGAGACUAUUCUUGUUGUUGUAGCCAAAUUUUCUUCACUCUUAAAAUGUAUCGGUCUCUCGCUGAGAAACGCGUUACAUUCUAAUUAAUGCACACUCAUGAUCUGAUUGAAAUAAAUAAAUGUUAAUAAUACUGUUCUAAAUGAUUUAUACUCCGUAUAUGUUAUCCCAUAAAUAAAUAAAUGUUAAUAAUAAUUGAUACUCUUUUUAAUGUGCAUCUG
This is a messenger RNA of Cuscuta epithymum, 676 nucleotides long. The record is from the annotation of a GenBank genome assembly. NCBI's taxonomy places the organism in Eukaryota, Viridiplantae, Streptophyta, Magnoliopsida, Solanales, Convolvulaceae.